Cyclopterus lumpus (lumpfish) is the source of this 1282-nucleotide messenger RNA. RefSeq names its product zinc finger DHHC-type palmitoyltransferase 2 (gene zdhhc2). Gene Ontology annotation, biological process: peptidyl-L-cysteine S-palmitoylation; protein targeting to membrane. The coding region runs from base 182 to 1282 and encodes 366 amino acids. Lineage: Eukaryota; Metazoa; Chordata; Actinopteri; Perciformes; Cyclopteridae. The record is from RefSeq and is a predicted model, not a curated record. Gene Ontology annotation, cellular component: endoplasmic reticulum; Golgi apparatus. The transcript has 12 exons. Gene Ontology annotation, molecular function: protein-cysteine S-palmitoyltransferase activity.
UCUGAGCUGCCGAUUAGGCUGAUCACAGCCGGAGCGCACGGUGCGGUGACAGUCUGCAGGAAGACACGGCUCACACACACACACACACACGCACACACGCGCGCGCUCACACAUAGAAGGAGAGGGAGGGACGGAGAGUAACACACGCGGAUGCGCACGAGAAAUGAUCCUCUCCUAGACGAUGGCACCGUCGGGCUCGCGUAGUAUCAAGAACGGCUGUAAGAGAGUUCUGUACUGGAUCCCGGUCCUCUUCAUCGCCCUCAUAGUGGCGUGGUCAUACUACGCCUAUGUGUUGCAGCUUUGCAUAGAGUCUAUCGAGCACACCGGAGAGAAGGUGAUAUACUUGCUGGUGUAUCAUGUCAUCUUCGUCAUGUUUGUGUGGGCGUACUGGCAGACCAUCUGCACCAGGCCCUCCAACCCCCUGAAGGAGUUUCACCUGUCCUACUCUGACAAAGAGCUGCUGGAGCGUGAAGACCGGGGGGAGUCUCAGCAGGAGAUCUUGAGGAGGAUAUCCAGGGAUCUGCCCAUCCACACGCGCACCAACUCUGGAGCAAUCCGUUUCUGUGACCGCUGCCAGCUGCUGAAGCCUGAUCGAUGUCACCAUUGUUCCGUCUGUGAUCGAUGCAUCCUGAAGAUGGAUCACCACUGCCCAUGGGUGAACAACUGCGUGGGAUUCUCCAACUACAAGUUUUUCAUGCUGUUCUUGGCGUAUUCGCUGCUCUACUGCCUUUUCAUAACUGCAACAGAUCUGCAGUACUUCAUUAAGUUCUGGCUGAACGGCCUCCCAGACACUCAGGCCAAGUUCCACAUCCUGUUCCUCUUCUUCUCGGCCUCCAUGUUCUCCGUCAGCCUGGCGUCACUUUUAACCUAUCACUGCUGGCUCGUCUGCAAGAACCGAUCCACCCUCGAGGCCGUGCGUGCUCCAGUGUUCCGCCACGGCACCGAUAAGAGCGGCUUCAGUCUGGGCUUGAGGAAGAACUUCCGCCAGGUCUUUGGGGAUGAAGUUAAAUACUGGCCCAUUCCUGUUUUCACCGGUUUAGGUGACGGGUGCUCGUUCCCAACCUGCCUGGUGAAUGUGGACCCGGAGCAGCCCUCAACAUCGCCCACUGGCUCCAACCCUGCCAACAAGAGUGCAGCAGAGGGCCGCCAGUUCCCCUCCAAGCCACUGACGGAGUCUCAGAGUCGACUGCUCACCAGCACCCCCUCCUGGUCAGAGAAUGACAGUGCAACAGGCCGGAAGGGUGCCAAUAACCCGGGGAUGACCAUUGAAAAUGAGGCGUGA